CAUUGGGCGCCGACGUCAGCAGGCGGCGGCAGCGCGAGGCAGAACAGCUGCUGCUGCUGCACGAGCCUCCUGUCACCGACCUCAAAGCCGUUCAUCGAUCGAUCAGCUGAUCGGGGGGUGAGCGAGACACCGGGUUACCAUGACGACCGCCGUCUGGAUGUGACGUCACCCAUCAAUAAUCCAUAACUCGUCGUCAUGUCGUCCUACUUUUGUCCUCGCUGUGGAGACCAGCGUCUCUUCUCGUCCAUACCUGAGCUCCGGUCACACCUGGUCAGCCGACACACCUACGAGACGCUGCUGCUGCUCUCACAGGCUCGUGUCCGGAGCUCCAGACCCGGUGCUCUGCUGCCCCUCCCCGCCCCCACCAUGUCCCAGAAUCAGAGCUCCUCUCGGGGCACGGAGCCCCUCAGCUUCCCCCUCCCUCUGGCCUGUCUGGACCUGGCUCCGUCGUCGGCCUCCGUCCGGCUGCUCAGGGAGAUGUUCGGCUCCUCGGACCGCUGGCCUCCAGAGGACCCCUCCACUGCUCUGGCCCUGCCCGGGCCUCGGGAAUCCUUUCCUGGGGAGCAUCUGGGCGAGGCAGGGGUCCCUCUGGGGCUACCGGUGGGCAUCGGGCUGGAGGAGCGGCUGGGGCUGGGUCUUGACCGGAGGAUCGCCCGGACGUUCGCCGAGGUGGAAGAGAGGGUGAACCGCCGCGUGGGCCGGCUGAGGGCGGAGCUACAGAGGAGGGAGGUGGAGCUACAGCGGGAGAGGCGGGACGGUGAGCGGCUGAGGGGAGAGAAGCUGGAGGUGGAGGAGAAGGCAGCGUACCUGUCCAGACAGGUCUCUGCUGCCAUGGAGAUGAUGGAGCGACUGAAGAAAGAGCUGGAAGGAAAAGAGGAAGAGCUGAACGAGCAGCACAGGGAGAUGGUCGACAUCGAGUGUUUUCUGAGGGAGACGGCAGAGAAGGAGGCCGAAGCCAAGUCCAGACUUCAGGUUUUCAUCGAGACGCUGUUGGAUCGAGCCGACCGAGCCGAGAGACAACUGCUGCUGCUGGGUUCUCAUCAGAACCACUUCAGAGACCAAUACAUCGACCCGUACCACCUGGCCCAGGUGUACCCACCCACCGCCGGACGAGGAGGUCGCAGUCUGGACAGCAGCACUGAUGACAUCAUCACCACCAAGACGCAGGGGACCAUGGGAAAUCGGAGGAGCUACAGCGUCUCCGGGUCCUACCGGCUGGGGGACCACCUGGACUACAGUGGUCUGACUAGCCGGAUGAGGACCUCGUCUCUGGGCUCGGGGGGGUGGGACUGUGAGGGCGGGUCGGUCCGCCUCCAUCUGCCCCACUACGCUCCAUCCUGGACCAGACCAGAACUAGGAGGGAGGACGGAACGGUUCUGGGCUGGGGAGGGAGGAUGGGAGAGAACGUGGAACAGAAGAAACCUUCGUCACCACAGCACCGAGGAGGAGGAUGAGGAGGAGGAUGAGGAGGAGGAAGGUUUGUGGAGCAGUGCUGAGAUGAGGAGGCUCAUCGUCGCCAGGACAAACACACCUGGGUCAGAUGUCCCCUCCUCCCUGCACUCCACCCCCUCCAAUCGCCGUGGCAACAGGCAUCUGGGGGCGGACAGCCUGAGGCUGAGGGCAGGGCUUUUGUGCGUCUUCCCUUAUUUGGAUGUGCACUCGUUGCUGUGUGCGGCCGAGGUGUGCUCUGAUUGGCGGUUCGUCGCCAGGCACCCGGCGGUUUGGACACGCCUCCGGCUGGAGAACGCCAAAGUAUCGAACAAGUUCCUGACCACCCUGUCUCAGUGGUGCACUCAGACUCAGUCUAUGAUCCUCGACAACCUGAAGCCUCGAAGCCGACGAGUCGAUGAGACUCGAGAUGAUUACCAUAGAAACACACGAGGUAGUAUGGAGUCGGGGGUGGAGGCUCUGCUGAGGUCAGCAGGGGGCAGUCUGCUCCACCUGUCCAUCUCUCAGUGUCCUCACAUCCUGACUGACAGGACGCUGUGGUUGGCCAGCUGCUACUGCAGGAACCUGACUACGCUCACGUACAGGAGUUCUUCAGACCCUCUCGGUCAGGAGGUUCUCUGGGCCCUGGGUGCCGGCUGUAGGAGCAUCAGCAGCCUGCAGGUGGCGCCAGCUCACCCCUGCCAACAGGCGACUCGUUUUGGGAACCGCUGCUUGCAGACGAUUGGUCGAUGUUGGCCACACCUCCGCUCGCUCAGUGUGGGCGGGGCCGGUUGUGGGACUCAGGGAUUAGUUACUGUUGUGCGUAACUGCCCUCACCUGCAGCUGUUGGAGCUGGAGCGUAUUACCGACCUCGGCCUGCAGGCGGCGACAGAGCUGAGCAGAGCUGGACUGAAGGAGCUCCAGACUUUGAUCCUGACCCACACUCCAGUCAGCGGCCAGGCCCUGCUGCACCUCCACAGUGUGUGCGACAACAUCAGGUCCAUCGUGGUCGAGGUGUCACCAUCGGAUUAUUUUGAAGAUCCAGACUCUCAGGAAGCUCAGCACCUGUUUGGAGAGAUCAUCAGCACGCUCCAGGUUCUUCAAAAGCGUCCUGGACUGAGCGACGUCCUGCAGGUCAAAGCUGAAGGAUUCUUCUGAAGUCUUCCAGAGGUCCAUCCUGAAUCCUCCGACUACGAUCCUGAAUCCUCUAACUACGAUCCUGAAUCCUUCGACUACGAUCCUGAAUCCUCGGACUACCAUCCUGACUCUUGAACCCUGAAGCACAAUCCCCAUUUUUCUACUUUAGUCUUUGCAGAAACAAAAAUCCUUUUCACAACCCUAGAAACUUCCCUUCUCACUCUAUUUUUACAAGAACUUGAACCUGAAUAAUUCCAGAUCUCCUCUAAGAAACUUUAUUCACAGCUUUACCUUCACCUUCUUGAACCUCGAGCUUCCUAGUCCAAGAGAAUCCUUGUCCUGAAGAAGCCAUAGUUCCUGUAGAGAAGAUAGAAGACCCUGAAAACUGAGUCAACCCUUUAGUUUGAAUCAAUCCUUUAGUUUGAACCCAUCCUUUAGUUUGAAUCAAACCUUUAGAUUGAAUCAAAUCUUUAGUUUGAAUCAAUCCUUUAGUUUUACCUCAUAAAAAGCACAACCUUCGUAUGCACAAAGACUUCUUGCACAAGUAAGAAAGAACUUCUGCACCAAAGACGUCAAACGGAGUCGAGAUGUUUUGAUGAGAAAUCUGUUUCAACGUCAAUAAACCACUUUUCUCAUCAUGUCUGAA
Molecule: messenger RNA, 3211 nt
Organism: Acanthochromis polyacanthus (spiny chromis)
Lineage: Eukaryota; Metazoa; Chordata; Actinopteri; Pomacentridae
Product: F-box only protein 41-like
Exons: 17
Coding region: 196-2586 (796 amino acids)
Molecular function (GO): protein binding
Source: RefSeq, a predicted model, not a curated record